AUGUGCUCUGCAGUAUGCAAGACCUACGCCCAGCUAUGCGUAGUUCGAUUCUUCCAGGGCUUCUUUGAGUCAAGUCUCUAUAGCGGCACUAUCUACAUCCUUGGUAGCUGGUACAAGCCCUUGGAAAUUGCCAAGCGAACAGCCAUCUUCACGGCUAUUGGGCAGAUUGGCAGUAUGUUCGCUGGUGUGAUGAUGACCGCGAUGAACGAGAGUCUGCAUGGACAGACUUCGCUUCAAGGAUGGCAAUGGGUAUUCAUUAUCAAUGGUGCAAUGGGAAUCCCCUUCGGCAUCUUUGGACUCAUGUUCUUUCCUAACUUGCCAGAAUCGACAGACGCCCCCUAUCUCAGCAAGGAGGAGAUACAGCUAGCGAUAGACCGCCUGCCACCGAAGAAAGAUUGGAGCCAUGACAUCAGUCUCAAAUCCCUUGUUAAGAGACUGCUAGCCAAACCGGACGUAUACAUAUUCACUCUCUACUCUGUGGUAGCCUGUGCUUUGGAAGCGAUCGUUCUGCAAGGUCUAUUCUUGCUCUGGAUGAAAGCAAACAGCGAGAAGUUCUCUUCGUAUGCCACUACGACCUACCCGUUAGGUAUUCAAGCCGUAUCUAUCGUGUCGAACGUCGGAGCGGGCUACGUAAUCGACAUGACUAAUCGUCGCAUACCCAUGGUCUUACUAGCCGGUGUUUUACAGCUGUUGGUCGCAGUCCUGUUAUUGAUACCCAAUCUUUCGACCGCUGGAACGUUUUUCGCGUUCUACUUGGCCGGUACCUCGUACAUCGUCAACCCCAUUCUGUACGGAUGGGCUAGCGUGAUCUCUCAACGCAGUGGUGAUGACGCUUCUCGGUCGGUCACGCUGUACAUUAUGAGUAUGGUGCAGUCUAUCUUGUACACAUUCUGGGGUAUUGCACUCUACCCAGCAAGCGAUGCGCCGUAUUGGAAGAAGGGGUAUAUCGCGAUGAUCGUUGUCGUCUUUGCUUUCUUUGGAGCGACGGCGGCGGUACAUUGGUUGGAUCAAAGAUCGCAGAAAAUUGAAAGCAACGCCGAUGAAGAGAUAACGCAUAUGAGUGAGAGAAUGAACGACAGAAAUAGAAAGGAUCCAAGAUUGGUAGAUUGA
Messenger RNA from Alternaria ventricosa, 1110 nucleotides. RefSeq lists its product as uncharacterized. The coding region runs from base 1 to 1110 and encodes 369 amino acids. Lineage: Eukaryota; Fungi; Ascomycota; Dothideomycetes; Pleosporales; Pleosporaceae. Gene Ontology annotation, cellular component: plasma membrane. The transcript is spliced from 3 exons. The record is from RefSeq and is a predicted model, not a curated record. Gene Ontology annotation, molecular function: pantothenate transmembrane transporter activity. Gene Ontology annotation, biological process: pantothenate import across plasma membrane.